Molecule: messenger RNA, 6029 nt
Organism: Xyrichtys novacula (pearly razorfish)
Lineage: Eukaryota; Metazoa; Chordata; Actinopteri; Labriformes; Labridae
Source: the annotation of a GenBank genome assembly
GGCCGGGCAGGCUCCUCGUCGCCCCUUGGUCCGGCUGCGGCUGGGGGUCCUCUUCGGCCAUACCGGGGGGGCUUUGGGACCGGACUGCACUGGAGUGGACUGGAUGGGAGGCGUGGACGGGUGAACUCUCCCUGCAGUGUUAAGCGACAUGGACCAGAGGACGUUGCGAUGCUAAUGGGACAGCAGCAGCAGCAGCAGCGCGCCCUGUUGUUGUUGUUGUUGCCGCCCAGUCCUCCUCCGACAUCGCUCGCUUUAAGUCCGGACACUUGAUGAAUUAAAGAGGCUGUGUAAGAAAACUACGGGCCGCCCUCAGACGCCAGGUGAUGCAUAGAUAUAAAUACGGGUGUAACCAGUACACAGACAGCUAAAAACAACUAGCCCGUCCCUGCAGCGCGCUGAGCCCCUCACGUUAUGGGAUUUUGUGCAUGUGCAUGUUGAGUAGUAGCUGUUGGCUAAACGCAUGCGCAUUAAGACCCCCAGCGUUAAAAACAACAUGUAAGCGAAGGACCUGGCUGAUCUUGUCCGCGUCACUACAUAUGAUAUUUUUUACAUUAUUGGAAAACAAAAAUAAAUAUUUUCAAAGAACAAUCGAACUUUUGAUAUUUUCAGUCUCACCAAUGUAUUAUUUAUUUAUUUUAUAAUGGAUUACCUGCUGUCUAUGUUUCCCGAGUGGGUCCCAGAAAGCCCAUGAUGCAGAGAAUUUGGUUUAUUACUUAAUACACUUGCACCAGGGUGGAAACAAAUACAUAAGAGACAGAACUAUAACUGACUCAUCCAACAACAAUAAACUUGAAUGAAAAAAAAAAAGACAUAAAAUGGAAAUACAAAAAUCACCAAACUAAUAAGGUGAGGGUGCAACCAAUGACUUUACAGCCUUGUGUAAGUAAUAUGCUAGAUAGAUAGAUAGAUAGAUAGAUAGAUAGAUAGAUAGAUAGAUAGAUAGAUAGAUAGAUAGAUAGAUAGAUAGACUUUAUUGAUCCCAAACUGGGAAAUUCUCAUGUUACAGCAGCAAUAAAAACACAAAAUAAAAUUAAAUAUAAGAAGAAGUAUGUACAAUACAGACUAAAUAUACUAAAUAUAUACAAUAAAUACAGAAAUACAGACUAAAUAUACUAAACACCCUAAGAGAUAAAAGUAAGAUAUGAAAAAAGUGGGCUAUCCACUGGAUUUUUUUUACAUAAACUAAAAUCAAGAGUUACUUUUUUACAAAAUAUAUGGUACCAGAUAACAAAAUACAAAGUACCUUGUUUUCAACUGAAUCUAUUAGGUCUUCUCCACCGCGAAUCAAUAAACAGUAUAGGGAUGGCGUUUCGCUUAAAUUUUGCCUUUAAAUGUCCCCAUAGGGCUUCCGUACCAAAUGAGUGUUUUGGAAUCAGUUGCCAUGCGACCAGGGUCGGUUACUUCUUCGAAUGAGGAUGGCUGGAAAAAACUGUGAUAAAAAGGUCCCUUCUUCCCGGCCUGUCGUCUCAAAGGUUGUUUUCAUAUUCGACUCUCAAAGACUUAAAGAAGUGUGUGUCUGUGUACGACUGGAAAACGAUUCAGUUUGACUUUAGUUCAACAGGUGAACAGGCUAACUUCUUUUAACAGACUACUGAUGUUAAUUCACCGCCUGGCCUGUUGUACUAAAUGUUUUGUUGUGUAAAAGUAAGGAAAUUCAAAGGAUAGAGUAGAACGAAGGCAAAAUGGGUGGUUAAAAAUGUGUAAAACUGGUAUGUACUUGUCAUUUUGCUUCAACCUCACAAUCUGGUUUUACUUUUCAUAUCAGUUUUACCAAUACCGUUUUAAAGCGUUAAUGUCCUUUAUUCACCCUUACAGAAGCAAACAUCUCUUUUGUACAAUUGGACGUCUUAGCACCUCUAGGAGCACCACGAUGGGCAAUCGGUUGGGCCUAUAAUAAAACCUACUAAUGCUACGUCUCAAUUUACAUAAACAUGAAAAUAUUUCUGAAGUAGCCAGUAUAGUCCUACCAACUCCUGCAAGUCAAGCUUUGAGAAAAGGAAGAUUUAAUAAACGGUGUUUGUUUGUUUUUUAUUUUUUAUUUAAGUCAAAGAGACGCCCAUCCUCGACCUGUAAGGCUGAGAUCUCCAAAGUGAUUGAAGAAAGACCUCGGGUCAAAUCUGCCCCUGGUCCGACUAAGCAGCAAACAGAUGACCUCUUUGCCAAAGAAGAGCAAUACAUGUAAGACCACAUAUUGGGAAAUAAAUAAAACAGGUAAUACAAACUGUAUACUCUAUUUCGAUCUGUAUCUUUUCUUUGCUUUAGCUUUUUUGUGUUCAUUUCCAGUAAAUAACAUGAAAUUCCUGAAUAGAUAUUUCUAUGAAAUGUAGUAGAUGUGUUUGUCUAGUAACUAAAAAUUCCCUUUAAAUAGAAAAAUGCCAUUUGAUGUUAAAUUUCUCCAUUUUUAGACGCCUCAAUGCAGAGCUGGAAGGCAAAAACGCAGAUCUGUUGAAAGAGGCAGAACAACUUAUGGUAAUUUAUCACUUUGUUUAAAUGAAUUACUUGGAAAAAAUACUCUCUUUUAUUUUUCUAUUUUUUUUUCUGAAACUUGCUCCAUAAAAAUCUGUUGUUUUUCAGAAAGAACAGAAUGAAGUCCUGUCAAAACCUUUGUCUACUCUCCUGCUCUCAGACAUUGAGGAUGAAGAUGGUUGUAGGUAAUAAAAGACUGCAGGUUGUUUACUUGUUCAUCUUAUUUCAGUCUAAUUUUAUCAGAAUGUAACACUUUAGCCUUUAGUCCGGUCAUUCAGAUAUUGUUUUAUUGUAAAGCAGUUAAAAGAUUGAAGUAUACCAACAAAACCUCUACAUAUUUGACAUUUGGAUCUAACCAUCUCUUCAACUGCAGCAUGGAAGUGCCUCAUCAGUGUCCUUCAAAAGAACCUACAGUAAAGGUAUCAGUUUUGGGGUAUUGGACUGGACUGAAAUCAUUUAACACUUGAAAAAACAUAAAUAUUAUCCACUGACACCAUUUUUCAAGGCUGCAGGCCUGGAAAUCAUGAUGCAGAUAGAAUUUGUCAUCUUCUUUUGCAGGUGUUGACCAAAAAAGGGGCCUCCACAACAUCAAAAAAGACAAUUAGAGGAAACAAAGGAAAAGAGCCUCACCGUAACAUGGUGUGAGUUAGAUGUUUAUUUUUAAUGAGAAUCAUUCUCCCCCAAUCACACAUUUGAUCAAAUAUAGUUUUGAUUAAACUAUCUUUAUAAAGCUAUGAAAGAUUUUACAUUGUUUGAUGAUUUUCAGGGACCCAAAGGUGACUCAGCUAGAUACUGCAGCAGCUGCAGAAUACUCCGAUGACCUUUUUUUGGCGAGGACAAUCCAAAGCAUGGAGGAGAGAAUGAAAGAGGACACAGUCAACCAGGAAAAUGCUGUGGAUGAUGUGGGAGACAAUUUGGUGUCAGGUAGUUUUAGUGGCUCUACUUAGAAAAUAAAACCCAAACUUGUCUGCCAUCAUAGUGAAAACUGAAUUAUUUGAAUUUGUUCAACAUUUCUUUUACAUUCAUGUUAUUUGCUUGAAAUUCAAAAAGCUGUUUUGUGUUUUAGAAUUACUCCAGAGAUCUAUAAUAUUCUUACUAAUGAUUUUGUGUCAUCUUGCCAUUUAGGAAUUUUACAUUAAACAGAGCUAUCAGUGCUCACUACUCUGAUUUGUUUAGGUGUGUCUGAUGCUCAAAUGCGAGUGCUGAAGGCAAAAAUACGGAUUAUGCAAGAGGAACUGGAUCAAGUCACCUGUGAAUAUUACAAAAAGGUAAUGUUAAACAAUAUACACCAAUGCAAUGAUAUAACUGUAGCUGUCGUUGCACCUGCACAUCAGCAGAGGAGGACAGAACUUUAGAUGAACAGACAAGACUCAUGAAAUGAUGGAGGCAAAGGCUAGGAACAAACUUGACACGUAUCUCUUGAUGAAAAUUAACUGUAUGUUGAAAUAAUCAUUGUUGUCCUUGUAAGUCCUACUUUCAUAAAGUUCAGCACAAUAAUUAAACACACGUUACCUGUCAGGAUAAUUGAAAAAUAAGUUUCUGAUGGAAGAUAUUGUAUAAGGAUAAAUUUGUGUUUCUGCUGCUGCAGGAUGAUGAAAAUGCUAAGCUUAGCGCAAAAAUAAAGGAGCUUGAGGAGGAUCGAGCCAGACUGCAGAAAACAACAAGUGUUCAGCAAACACAGAUUGAGAAGAAUCGAAUUUUAGCAGAAGAGUCUACCAAAAAAUGUGAGGGUCUUAAAGUGCAAGUGUCAGCUUUAAACAAGGUAUGUGAGCAAAGUCCAUUUAUGUCUGAGCAAGAAACCCCUGAUUUGAUUUCUCACCAUCCUCCAUCACCCGUGUGAUAUUCUGUUGUGAGACUUAAUGGUUGAUCUCUGUAUAGGAAAUAGAAAAUCAAAACAGAGCCCAGAAACAAGCAGCAGCUACCCAUGGUAAUGUGGAAGUUCGUCUCAACAGAGCUUUGGAAGAGGUGGAGAGGUUGAAGACUCAACUGAGCAAGAUGACACAGGUGAACAAGGUAAGUAAAUCUUAGAGUUGUCAAAUGUAUGCUCCUCUUCACUGUUAUCUUUCAAACAGCCAAAACAAUCAAUAUAUUUAUGUUUUUAUAAUUUCAUUCUUUUAAAAAUGCAAAGAACUUUAUAUCUUAGGAAGACUUCACUUCAGACCCAAGCAGAAACUACAGAUCCAUUUGAAUAUUGUGAAAAAUUAAAUACUUCUGUCACUUAUUUAAUUAAAAAAUGUAUAUAAUCUAGACUCUUGACAUUUGAACUUAAAUGUUUCACACAUUUUCUCUUGAAUUAUUGAAAAAUAUGACCUGUAGCUUAUAAAAUGUAAAGUGCCAAAUGAGCUUUCAAGCAUGGAUGUCCUCAGGUUAGGCACUAAAAGUGUCUUCUCAAAAUGACCAAGUCAUUCCAGAACCAUAGAUGUCAGAAAUGUCUGACUUUAGAUAAAAAGAAAAACAACUGGACUGUUGCUCAGUGGUCCCAAGUCCCCCUUUAAACUAAAAAAAGCACAUUUUUCAUUUUAUCAGUAAAUUAAGGUCCUAAAGUCUUGACAAAGAUCACUUCAUGCCUCCAUCUGCAGACAAGUCUUACGGAGAUCUUUUUUCCCAGAAGAAUAUUCCACCUGCCCACAGUGCCAAAACUUCUACCAAAUGUUUUGCUGACCAUUACAUCACUGUGCUUGAUUGGCCAGCCAUCUAGCCUGACCUGAAUCCCACUAAUCUAAUCGAUGAAGUAUGGUCGAGAGGAAGAUGAGAAAUACCCAACCCAAAAAUAGGCAACCUGGGCUUCAGUAACAGCUCAGCUGUGCCACAGGCUCAUUGUCUCCUGCAUUGACGCAGAACUUUAUGGUACAACCAAGUAAUGAACGUAUAAAUGCACAUACUUAACAAAAUUUGGACACUGUUUGAAUUUAAAACCCUAUUUUCAUUGAUCUGAAGAACAGGAAUUAAUAGGAAAAAUAAUAGGAAAAACAAUAUGCCCACACUAUAAUACUGUGAUUUAAAAAAAAAAAAAAGAUCUGUAACUCAAACCUUACACAGAAUGAUCAACUAAAUUUAAAUGAUUAGUCCAAAGUUAUUUUUUUUACUAAUAUCAAUCUUUAUUUUUUUUAAAGGACAAGUCAAGGGAGGAACUUCAGAGUAAAGAAAGCAUACUUGCUGAGAACAAAAUGCUGAAGAAACAGAAAUCAGAGCUCAUUGUGGGCUUCAAGAAACAGCUCAAGCUUAUUGACAUCCUCAAAAGACAAAAGGUAAAAAACUUUUCCAUAUCAUGUUAAUCUGCGCCCUGUUCAGAGUCUGUCAUCCUAAAACCUGUUCUUUCUUUCUUUUAUGCAGAUGCAUUUUGAAGCUGCAAAGCUGCUGUCGUUCACUGAAGACGAGUUCAUGAAAGCUCUAGACUGGGGGCAGCCAUAAAAACGGAGAGCUUUGUCUUUCAUAUCUUCAUGGUGGACGGUCUAAGGCUACAGCUCGUGGGGUUUCUUGAAAUUUACAAUCUCAGGUCUUUUUAAAACCAUUUUAUUAAAGGCCCUGUAGCACAACCCAAAUAAAAGCAUUUUACCCACUUA